CGUUGAAUCAACUACAAACCUCCCCAUCUGCUCCGGGUCUCUGUCGCCUUGGACCCUCGCGAGCAGCACUCCCUUCUCGCAGCACAUCGGGCAUCUAGAAUGAUAUAGCUGUCUCGCCAAUGGCUCCCGUCCCGGAAGCCUAUUUCCCGUCCCUGGACAAGUGCUUCUCCGGGGACGUUCAGCUUCUGUCCUGGAGGAGAGCCUUCCUUCACACCUGCAGUAUUGACAAUAACGUCGAAGAUGUAGAGAAGCUCCAUGCCUUCUUGUCGCAUCCCGACAGCGUCCAGAUUCUUUCGAAUUGCCUCAACGCCUUCCCUUCCCCAUCCGCGAAAUCGAAGUCGGACUUCGAAUCGAAGACAGCUGCGAUCCACGUGGAGACAAAUGCGCAAGCAUCGUACGACUUGAAGGAAAUCAAAGCUGAUGCUUCAUGGCUGAGCGAAAAGGCGGGCAUUGAUGAGACCAGCGCGCUUCGGUUAACAAUUCUUGAAUGGCAGAACCGACCUGCCACGCGCCUUCUCACUCGAUUUGCCGACGAGGAAACAACAAGCCUCCAAAGUGCAGCAGGAGGCGACAAUCUCCGCGUGUCUCUCGCAGGGCCUGCAUUUGCUGAAAUUCUCAACCGGAAAGCAGCCCGUGACGAUGAUGCCUCCGAUUUCUCUUCAGAGACCAGCCGCCGUCUGCGCUUGCGCAACUUAUAUCUUUCGGAGAGAAGCCACGUCGUCAAGCUAGCACGCAAGCUACUUGGAUUAUAUCUCAGCGACAAUCAGGAUACCGUUGCCUCCCAGGAACCCUCGAACCGUCAUGGUCAGCUGUUGUGCAAGUUGGGCGCCACAAUAUUCAAAGAAAAGUCUGAGGGCGAAGGCUGGCGCACGUUCAACCAGGGGUGCAUUGAAGCUGUGCGAAGUCGAUUGUCUUCACUAGAUGGUGAUGCUGGCUGGCUAGGCGCUACCGAGUGCAACCAGGAAGUGGAAGAUCUGCGGGCGACUACUCUAGUUGAGGAAAUAAUACAUAUAGUGCAGAUGUUGUUCCUGCAGCUUCAAGCGUCUACAGAGGUCCCUGCUGCGGAUCUUUUGCUCUCUUGGCUUCGUUUGAUGGUCGACAACAGCUUUUUGGAACCGCUACGAGUUCCAUGUCAGGAGCCCAUGGAGCUAUUGGUGCCACUUCAGGGCUUCGUCUCUCUCACAACACUUGCCUUCAUGAAGCUACCACUGUCGGUUCCCUCGAUUAUCACCGAUUCUUCAAAGAGAAGCCUGUCUGCCAAGGCACCCUACUACCUCUGUAAGGAGGAGAUUGGCCAGAUAAACGAGAUUUUCUUGACAGCAGGUGUAGAUGCCAAGACUGCUAACCCAGCCGCAUUCUCCUGGGGACUGGUCUUGCAUACCAUGAGAGAACUUGCGCUCAACGACAAAGAGAGUCGGGAGUUGGAACAAUUCCACAGUGCAGUCGAUUCCUUUCAGUCGAAUACACCUCACGCGAGUUCCUCUCGGACUUCAGAACUGUCUUUAUACGAGGAGUUGCUUGAGAACGCGCGUGCUCAUAAUUUCACGGCAGAUGAGUCGAUAAGUUUUCUGACUUCAGAUGUGAUGAGGGACGCCGUGUUUGAAACAAUCCUUAUCCUGGCCACCAAAGUUGGAACCGCUUCAGCAGUUGAUGAUCUUUUGACGAGUCAAUGGGUUCAAGUUAUACUCUUAGAUUUCGUCCGCAUCGCCGUCGUGUAUCUGGACUAUUCCCCGGAGAUCGUGGAGUCCAUCCUGGCAAUUCUUCAGGGCCCGCCAGCAGAAACACAGUGGCUUCAGGGUGCCCUGUCGAACUCCGCCAGCGACCCUCGUUCGAUCUUUUUGAGGGAAGAUUCCAUGAUGGACAACAUCUUUCGGAUAGCGCGUUCUCGCUUUCCCUAUGAAAAUGUGCCCUUCUUGAAGCUGUGCCGCGCAUUGGUCAGCAAAGAUCUGGUCAACGAGGAAGGCCUUCCGGACAUACUUAGCGAAUUAGAGAACAUGGAUUCAUUUACGCAGGUCGUACCCCCCGGAUUCCAAGGCUACGAAACGAUUCGAGAGGACGAGAACGCGAACUUUGUUACCCUCGUUCAGUCACUGCCAAUGGUCGGCUCAUCUCCCCGAAGACAGAUCACCGAGCAGGAGGUCAGUAAUGCCUUGGUUGUAACAGGCUCGUCACAAAUCCCUUCUGCAGCAAUUGGCCAAGUCGUCUCCGAGUCACGUCCGGCAGUUGUCAUGUGGCAUCACCAGUAUUCUUGUCUGAGUUACCUCGGAAGUUGGCUAGAGGAAUGGAAUGAGCGUGGGGGUUUCUCAUCAGGCUAUGGAGAAGACUCCGUUGCUGACUCAAUAGGGCUACUAGCCGACCUUCUCUUUGCGGUCAAGGAUUCGCCAGUACAGAAUGGUGACGGUUCAAGUGCCAAAAGAAUCCUGGAGCUUGCAAGCGAUGGGCUAUCCCGCCAAAGCGACAUUAUCUCGUUGGUGUUUGAGAUUUUCGAACGUAAUCUAUCCAAUAUUGGGCCCAGAGCGGGCUCUGAGACCGUCCUGGAGUCUACGAUUGCCUGCCUGCGUUUUAUCUGCAGUCUCAUCGAUGUUCUGCCGGGCAGAGUAUGGCCGUUGCUUUCUCGCAGUAGCCUGCUAGGCUCCGAUGGCAAGGGUGGCAUCAUGACGGCGAUCGUUUCUGCUACAGAAGUGACGUCGGGCGAUUACCCAUUCUUGCUGGGCUGCGUCCAGUUGUUUGAGGCUGUUGUUGAUGAUGCUUCCUCCCGUGCAGUUUUGAGACGGAGCCCGAAUGGUCCCAAUGGCAAAACAAUGCUGGCCUCCGACUGGACCGCGGGCGUUCCAUCUCAUAUGAUGAGAGGAACUCUGCUGAACUUCGUGCGGAUUAUGGUGGAGGUUUACAAUAGCUGUGGCAAUUGGAGGUUCAAUGUGCCAGAACAGAGGCUCGCGAUUACCACGAAACUUCCAACGGCAUUUGAAAAGAUCCUCUACUAUGCUUACGGCACCAACGAAAUUACCAAGUUGGAUACGAAGAUCACGGGCGUCUUUUCCUCAUCGGCCAAGUAUCUCCUCGAUGUCUUACGGCCACAGUCGGCCGCCGAUCUACCCUUCAAUUCCAUCCUUCGCCUCAUUGUCGAUGGCCUCCAGACCCCUUCGACGUUGUACCUCCGCUACAUGACUCUCGUUCAAAAGCAGGUGCUAGCAACCUUGGAGCUUUCGAUUAGGCUGCUACAGGCGGCACAACUCACGGGGCAGCCACUAUCACUGCUGGAAGAUCAACUGUUUAAGGCCACCCCCGCUCUCGUCAAACUGUAUGCCUCGGACGAUGUCUAUCGACGCCCGGUCGCUUCACUUCUUGACGCCCUUAUAGCAGGCGCAGCCCUGGACCCGGCCAAUGAGCCGCCGUCCUUGGUCGGCCAUUUGGGCGCGGAAUCCGCUUGUCUCUUUCUCGAUGUCCUGUCGCAAUUUGACAAGCCUCUUAGCGACUCCAAGCUGCACUUGUCCAUCUGGAACUUGCUCUCAACUCUUGUCAGCAAGCGCCAACAGUGGCUGGCAGUCUACAUCCUUACGGGCACGUCGCCCCGCCAGUCGCUGAAGAAAACCGACAAAGAGAAGAGCGUGGCGAUGAGGGGUGCCCCUUUCCUGCAGAUUGCACUCGACAUGCUAUCGCAUAUUGAACAGCUUGACCUUCAGCUGGCUGUCUCGUUACUUGAGUUCAUCUCUCAUGCGCAGGAAAACUGGCCGUGGGCCACCCCGGCACUGAAGAAACACGCCAGUUUUUUCACCAGUCUCGUGAAUUACGUCUCGAAGUUGAAAAUAUCGUUUCUGUCCGUGGUUAACCAGAUCUUCGCUACUCGAGUUGCAGCUGUCGUGGCCGAUAUCUGCGCCGUUUACCUGCAUUCCGCCAAGGAAAUGCAUGACAAAGGCUUCUACAAGACCUUGAUUCCACUCGUGUCUUGGUUUGCUAAAGACGCGGUUGAAGUGUCAGGGUACAAUGCAUCGCUCCAUGCCAACCUCAAAAAGAAUUUUGAGAUGAGAUAUCCCGGGUGCAAGCUCAUCGACUUCAAGCGAACCUCUUUGCAGCCUCGUCAUCUCGGCCAAGAAUACUACUACGACAUCGACCUCGGCAAGAAGCUCCUCUCUUACGAUUUCGCGUGGACCGGAAGUCGCAAUCAAGGGUUUGCCGAAGAAUUCCAGCGGGCCAAUCUUAAUUUGUCUCUGGUCGAGGCGCAAGUGAGUCUUCUCCAUAGUUGGAAGUUCUUCGCCAUCGAGCACUGUGCGGACUUCAUGAUGGACCGCGAGGUUCAAAAAUCGAUGGCCAUCGUGGUGCAGAGCUGCCUUGAAGCCAACACCAGGGGCGUUCCCCAAGAGGCCAUCUUCGAGAGAAUCCAACAAACUCGCGUAGACUUCGCUCAAGCUCUGCUCCAGCGACUAGUUGCGAUCGGAGCAAACGGCGCUGAAGUCUUUGGUCUUCUCAAGGCCGUAUGGGAUGCCUUGCGCACUCGUCGUGCCACGUAUGAGGAGGCGUUGAUCAACGACGACACCGAGUACUACCGAUCGCUUCUUAAUGUCCUCUUCCUCACUCUCCAGUUCCACCUCGACUCGCCUUCUCGAACAGCGCCUGGGAUUCUUACCAAGAAACCCGAGGUAUCGUCAGACCUGGGUAUCGUUGUUGAGAUUGUGAAGGUGGUGGUGGCGCAAGGGUUCAAGGCCUUGACCACGUACCUGCAUGACCAACCAGACAAGUGCACGCCGAAAGAUUUCGCCAUCCUCAUCGCCAUCCUGCAGAGCUCAUUACAAGUGAAGCACGUUGACCGCUUGUUUGAGCACAUCGUCUACCACAUUGCUGACAAUGACACCGCGAGACUGGCGACGUCGUUGUUUUCGUGGGCCGAUCAGCUUGCAGUGGCCGGUGACCCCGUCUACGGCGAGCUCAGCAUGUCUCUACUCGUCAAAAUGUCCACCAUCCCUAUGCUAGCGGAACACCUAGCGGUCGAGGUGGUCCUGGUCCGCCUCUCCACCUGCCGUCUCACGAACAUCCUGCGAGAUUCCAAUGGAUUCGGCCCAUUCGACCCUGUGCCUCGAUUGUACUCCAUUUGGACAGCCGGGAUCCUUCCUUUGUGUCUGAACCUCCUCUACCACGUCGUCCGCAGUGCGCCAGAAGUAGCCGCCUUCCUCAACCAAUUCGAAGGCCAACUCAAACGAGCCGCCGAAUCUUUCACUGCCGGUCGCACAGCUGUUCCGACCCGCCGGAUCAGCCUGAGCAUGGCUUCCGAGGCAUACUCGCUCGCGCUCAUCUCGUACAUCCUAUCCCGAUUCCGCGAAGCAGGAGCCAGCCUCGGAAUUGACGCACAGUCAAUCCAAGAACUGAAGUGGGACAAAGCACAAGUGAAGGAGGACAUCGAAGAGCUCCUGGAACGGAAGCAGAGUCUCCGGACGCGGAUCAUCGCGACUAGCGAGAAGGAACUGGAGCUGGCUCGCCAGAAGCCGGCCGACGCCGCCUCAGGGGCGCAAAGUCGGCUGGAGGAGAAGAUUGUGAGCGAGCUGAAGGCAACCUUGGCGUGCCUGGGGGGUGAUGGUGACGAGGCGUAAUGAAAUGGUCUUUAUAGCUGUUUAAGGGGUUGGAUGUUUUUCUCAUUUCAUUAUGGUUUAUCUGGUCAAUGACUUAGGGGCUGCUUUUCUUUCUUCCUGCUUUUCCUCUUUUCAAUACAACUCUAGCAUGCAUAUACUUGGUGUGACGGGAGUGUAGAUCUCG
This is a messenger RNA of Aspergillus sclerotioniger CBS 115572, 5745 nucleotides long. RefSeq names its product nucleoporin. The transcript is spliced from 4 exons. The coding region runs from base 120 to 5582 and encodes 1820 amino acids. Lineage: Eukaryota; Fungi; Ascomycota; Eurotiomycetes; Eurotiales; Aspergillaceae. Gene Ontology annotation, molecular function: structural constituent of nuclear pore. Gene Ontology annotation, biological process: RNA export from nucleus; protein import into nucleus. The record is from RefSeq and is a predicted model, not a curated record. Gene Ontology annotation, cellular component: nuclear pore inner ring.